Nothobranchius furzeri (turquoise killifish) is the source of this 4480-nucleotide messenger RNA. RefSeq names its product phosphoribosylformylglycinamidine synthase (gene pfas). The record is from RefSeq and is a predicted model, not a curated record. Gene Ontology annotation, biological process: 'de novo' IMP biosynthetic process. NCBI's taxonomy places the organism in Eukaryota, Metazoa, Chordata, Actinopteri, Cyprinodontiformes, Nothobranchiidae. Gene Ontology annotation, molecular function: phosphoribosylformylglycinamidine synthase activity.
CCAGAGCGUUAGAGUGGCACGUGUGUGAUUGUGGGUCCAUCCUUCCCUGACCAUCUGCAGACCCAAAAAACAAAACGUCUCCUGUUGUUCUUACAGCGGGAUCUAAAGUUUCCCAAAAGACUGCAGAAGGACCAGAAGUUUUCGCUCUAACCGAGUCAAGCUGCUGAACUGUUUCCUCUGUGGGGCCCUCUGCAACUUCUUGCUGCAACUUGUCCUAUCAAACCUGCAGCUCGAAGUCUUCUCUUCACAGAUGAAGCUGAGACUUGCUUACUACGACCACUAUUAAAGAAUACAACCUCUACCUCUGAACCGGACCAGUGUCUUGAUCAGCCAUGGCUGUGCUGAGGUUCUACAGCAGUGAAGCUCUGAACGGUCGGGCCUUACAGAGAGCAGCUAAGCUCUGCCCUCAUCUGUCCGUCACGACGGAGCUGUGCUACAACGUGGAGCUGACGGGUUCUGAGAGUCUCAGUGCCGAGCAGAAGGAGGUUCUGCUUUGGCUGUUUCGUCCUCUCCUGCAGGUAGAACCGCUGUCUGAGGAACCGAACCUCAUCGAAGGCAGUGAGGAGAGGCUGGUGGAGAUCGGACCCAGGUUGAAUUUCUCCACUGCCUGGUCCACUAACGCUGUGUCCAUCUGCCAGAGCGCCGGCCUCGCUAACGUCACUCGAGUCGAGUUAUCUCGCAGGUUUCUCAUCAAGCCCAAGAAUGGACAGAGCGUGAGCGAGCUCGGAGCAGACGUAAAGAAGGUGAUCGAGUGUCUGCAUGACAGCAUGACCGAGUGUGUGUACCAACACCCCAUCAUGUCCUUCACCGUGGAAACCAAACCUCAGGCUGUGUUUGAGGUGGACAUCUUGGGGAAAGGUCGCAGUGCCUUGGAGAGGGCGAACGAUGAACUGGGUCUGGCCUUUGACUCCUGGGAUCUAGACUACUACACGUCAAUGUUCCAGAGAAUUAAGAGGAACCCCACCAGCGUUGAGUGCUUUGACCUAGCCCAGUCCAACAGCGAGCACAGCCGUCACUGGUUCUUCCGAGGGCGGAUGGUGAUCGAUGGGCAGGAGCAGGAGGAGACUCUUUUCAGCCUCAUAAUGGACACCCAGCGGCACAGCAACCAGAACAAUGUCAUCAAGUUCUGCGACAACAGCAGUGGCAUCAGAGGCACAGAACUCGAGUGUAUUUACUCUAAAGAUCCGUCUCAAGCGAGCCCGUACGAAACCCGGCGCUCAUUGCGACAUGUCAUCUUCACUGCAGAGACACACAACUUCCCAACUGGAGUUGCUCCGUUCAGUGGCGCCACCACGGGGACUGGAGGACGUAUCAGAGACGUUCAGAGCGCUGGACGAGGAGGACACGUCAUCGCUGGAACGGCGGGAUACUGCUUCGGAAACCUGUACAUACCAGGAUACAAGCUUCCCUGGGAAUCUGAUGGAGAAGGGUGGGAGUAUCCUUCCAGCUUCGCCCCUCCUCUGCAGGUUGCCAUCGAAGCCAGUGAUGGAGCGUCAGACUACGGCAACAAGUUUGGAGAACCUGUGCUGGCUGGUUUCGCUCGUUCCUUUGGGAUGCGGUUGGCUAACGGGGAGCGACGAGAGUGGAUCAAGCCCAUCAUGUUCAGUGGUGGUCUCGGGUCUAUUGAAGACGCACACGUGAAGAAAGAAGAGGCAGAACCCGGGAUGGAGGUGGUGAAGAUCGGAGGGCCGGUGUACCGGAUCGGUGUCGGUGGAGGAGCGGCCUCGUCUGUUCAAGUCCAAGGGGAUAACUGCAGCAAUAGAGAUCUGGGGGCAGUCCAGAGGGGAGAUGCUGAGAUGGAGCAGAAGAUGAAUCGGGCUCUCAGGGCGUGUUUGGAAAGAUCCGACGGGAAUCCGAUCUGCAGUAUUCAUGAUCAGGGAGCUGGAGGGAAUGGUAACGUGUUGAAGGAGCUGAGCGAACCGGCAGGAGCUGUAAUCUACUGCAACAGAUUUAAAAAAGGUGAUCCCACCUUGAGUGUGUUGGAGCUGUGGGGGGCUGAGUAUCAGGAGAGCAACGCUCUUCUGCUGCGUCCGUCCGACAGAUCCUUCCUAGAGAGGGUUUGUCAGAGGGAGAAGUGUCCUGCUGACUUUGUGGGAUACAUCACAGGAGAUGGGAAGGUUGUGCUGGUGGAUGAUGAGGCAGGCGAACAACCUGAUGGAGUGCGCCACCCCGUCGACCUUCAGCUAGAGUGGGUUCUGGGCAAGAUGCCACAGAAGGAGUUUAAGAUGGAGACACUGGCUGUUACUCAUCCCCCACUCAACCUUCCUGCUGAGCUGACUGUCAGAGACGCUCUGCAGCGGGUUCUACGCUUGCCCGCCGUCGCCUCCAAGCGCUACCUCACCAACAAGGUGGACCGGUCUGUGACUGGGCUGGUUGCCCAGCAACAGUGUGUUGGGCCUCUUCACACCCCAUUGGCCGACGUGGCUGUUGUUGCUCUGUCUCCAUUCGGCCUGGAGGGAGCAGCGACGGCCAUCGGGGAGCAGCCAAUCAAAGGGCUGCUCUGUCCAGCAGCAGGGGCUCGCAUGGCCGUCGGGGAGGCUCUGACCAAUCUGGUGUUUGCCAGAGUCACGGCGCUAAAGGAUGUGAAGUGUAGCGGUAACUGGAUGUGGGCCGCUAAGCUUCCUGGGGAGGGAGCGUGUCUGUGGGAGGCCUGCAGAGCCAUGUGUGAGGUCAUGGGUCAGCUGGGAGUCGCCAUCGAUGGGGGCAAGGACUCCUUGAGUAUGGCAGCGAGAGUCGGGAAAGAAACCGUCAAAGCUCCAGGUGCGCUGGUUAUUUCUGCAUACGCCGUUUGCCCUGACAUCACCGCCACGGUAACGCCUGAUCUCGAUGAUCCAGAUGGUAAAGGUGUGUUGCUGUGGGUUCCUGUGAGCCCAGGUCAUCAGCGUUUGGGAGGUUCUGCCUUGGCUCAGUGCUACAGCCAGCUGGGAGAUAGCUCUCCUGACCUGGACCAGCCCGGGGUGUUAUCUGCCUGCUUUAACACCACUCAGUGGCUCAUACAGGACCGUCUGCUCAGUGCAGGGCAUGACAUCAGCGAUGGAGGCCUCAUUUCCUGCCUGUUGGAGAUGGCGUUUGCAGGAAAUCGCGGCGUUGACGUUGAGCUGUCGUCAGCGGGAUUUGGAAUCAUGGAGCUGCUGUUCGGCGAAGAGCUGGGCUUGGUUCUGGAGGUUUCACAGUCUGAUCUGGAAACGGUUCAACGGAGAUACAGUGAAGCAGGCGUGGAGUGUCGUCGUAUCGGAAGAACCUGUGGUUUUGGACCAGAAGCACUGGUGCAAGUCCAAGUGGAUGGUCAGGAGGUUCUGAACGAAUCGCUGGCUGGCCUCAGAGCAGUAUGGGAGGAUACAAGCUUCCAGCUGGAGCGCCACCAGGCUAAUGAGCUCUGUGUGAAACAAGAAGAGGAGGGGCUUUUAAAGAGAACACAGCCGUUUUUCAAGCUGACCUUUAACCCUUUAGAAACGCCCGAUGUCCACCAGUUCACUGCAGGUUCUCCACGAGUUGCUGUGGUCAGAGAGGAGGGCAGCAACGGAGACAGGGAGAUGUCUGUGUCUCUCUUCAUGGCGGGUUUUCAGGUCUGGGAUGUUACCAUGCAGGACCUGUGCUCUGGCUCGUUAACCCUCCAGCCGUUCAAAGCUGUCGUGUUUGUUGGGGGAUUCAGCUACGCAGACGUCCUGGGAUCAGCUAAAGGCUGGGCUGCAACUGUAGCCUACAACCCCAAGGCUAAGGCUGCAUUUGAUCACUUCCAGCAGAGAGAGGACACGCUGAGUCUGGGAGUGUGUAACGGCUGUCAGCUGCUCGCCCUGCUGGGCUGGGUGGGACAGUCUGAGGAUGGAGCAAACUCUGAUGUGGUGCUGACCCAUAAUAAGUCUGGCAGGUUUGAGUCCCGCUUCGUCAGCGUCGGGAUCCAGAAGUCCCCGUCCAUCUGGCUCAGAGGCAUGGAGGGUUCUGCUCUGGGAGUGUGGGUCGCACAUGGAGAAGGUUUAAUGCAAUUCCGGAACUCCCAGGUCCAAAACCGGAUUAUUUCUAGUAGCCUUGCUCCCAUCCGUUACCUUGACGACCAGGGUCAUCCCACUGAAGAGUACCCACUGAACCCUAACGGCUCCCCACAGGGUAUUGCGGGGCUGUGCUCCCAGGAUGGGAGACACCUAGCCAUGAUGCCCCACCCAGAACGCUGCACCCUGGGCUGGCAGUGGCCCUGGGCCCCGAGGGGCCUGAGGCCUUCACUCGCCCCAUCCCCCUGGCUGAGCAUGUUCAAGAACGCUGCUGCCUGGUGCAGCAACACAGAUUAACAACAGUGUUGAAGUAAUUAUCGAACACAUUUUCUCCUGCUGUGAUGCUAAUGCAUCACUGCUGUGAGCCGGCUGAAGAGCGACGACCUUUUCAUAUCUCAGAAAAACAACAAGUCACUAAUCAGGUAACCUGACAUUAUCAGACGAGCACCUUUGAAACAUUCAGGCCUAACUUUCUAAUAAAUCAAUUAAAACGG